Messenger RNA from Gaeumannomyces tritici R3-111a-1, 1092 nucleotides. RefSeq lists its product as hypothetical. Gene Ontology annotation, cellular component: cytosol. Gene Ontology annotation, molecular function: cytidine deaminase activity; zinc ion binding. The record is from RefSeq and is a predicted model, not a curated record. NCBI's taxonomy places the organism in Eukaryota, Fungi, Ascomycota, Sordariomycetes, Magnaporthales, Magnaporthaceae. The coding region runs from base 137 to 703 and encodes 188 amino acids. The transcript has 4 exons.
CACACACACACACACACACACACACACACACACACUCGACUACAGCUUGUUGGUCUGCUAAUCAAUCAAAUCAAGCACCACCCCUCUUCAACCAAUCCAACCCAAUCCCAGCGCAACCCGAACGCGCAGAGCAACAAUGUCAUCACCAUUCCCGCAGUCACAGCCGCAGCCGCCGCCGCCGACGCACAGCAGCGCCGACGAGGCGGCAGUCGGCGGGGCCUGCGGGGACCACGGGCUGAGCCGCGCCGAGUUCGACGAGCUGCGGCGGCGCGCGACCGCCGCAAAGGCCACGUGCUACGCGCCCUACAGCAACUUCCGCGUCGGCGCCUGCGCCCUGUCCGAGGGCGGCGGCGGGCCCGAGGGGGCGGCGAGCCCUUAUAUAUCGGGGGCCAAUGUUGAGAAUGCUUCCUACCCCGUCGGCGUCUGCGCAGAGGUCACAACCCUCAGCUCGGCCGUGACGAGCGGCCACAGGCGCUUCCGGGCCCUGGCCGUCGCCACCGACGUCGCGCCGCCCGCCAGCCCCUGCGGCAGGUGCAGGCAGUUCAUCCGGGAGUUCUGCCCCCUCGACAUGCCCAUCCUCAUGUUUGACAAGAACGAAGACUUUAUCGUCAUGAAGCUUGAGGCUCUCCUCCCGCUCUCCUUUGGGCCUGAGAACUUGCUCCCUCCCGGCGCUGCGGCUGCGGCAGCGAGAGGCUCCGCGUGAUUGAGGUCUCUGUUUUUCGUUCUGUAGCCGAGUCAUAGAGGACUGAGUAGACACACUGGCCACGGGCAGAUAUCAAAUCUACUCACAUUGUCCGAACGGGUGUCCCCCAUUUCUGCAAUAUUGUCUGCCUGCGCUGUAUUCCGUUUACCCAUGUCUAAGUCUACCCAACCGAUCCGGUUCCGCCAGGAAACGGUCUAUGCUGUGGGUAUCAAGGGGAGUGGCCCGGGAGAAGUUGGGAUAUAAAACGAACGCAUAAGCCAACCCGCACCACUCCUGUUGCUACCUUGUCACCCGGGGUUCUUUAGUGCAAAGGCCCGGUCCUAGCAGCCCCCUUAUACCCGUGGAAUGUGUUGGUGGCAAAUCAAACGCAAAAAAAAAGGAAAAGAAAC